This is a messenger RNA of Dunckerocampus dactyliophorus (ringed pipefish), 1622 nucleotides long. RefSeq names its product DnaJ heat shock protein family (Hsp40) member B2 (gene dnajb2). Lineage: Eukaryota; Metazoa; Chordata; Actinopteri; Syngnathiformes; Syngnathidae. The transcript has 12 exons. The record is from RefSeq and is a predicted model, not a curated record. Bases 388 to 1329 code for a protein of 313 amino acids. Gene Ontology annotation, molecular function: Hsp70 protein binding.
UCCAAACUCCGGCAUGUUCUCGACGCUCUAUUUCUUCUCUCAGCUGAUUGUGACGUAAUGCGCACAGUUUAGACAGCACACAAAGACGAAACGCGGCCUAAGAACCGCAGGUUUCCCCCACCUUGCCACCGGUGGAGAGUACCGAAAGGCUGUCUUCCAUGCUGAGGGGGCGGUGGAGAGACAUUUUAGGGAGGAGACUCUUCAAGAGACACCGCUAUCUCUCUGUCAACAACGGCCGCUUCUGACAGGCGGACACGGGUUGCGGGGGCAUGCUGGAGCCUAUCCCAGCUGACUUCGGGCGACAGGUGGGGUACACCCUGGACUGGUCGCCAGCCAUUCACAGAUUCCAUCCCAGGAGCGGCGUCGAGAGGGGUGACAGGAGGCGACAUGGUGGAUUACUACAACAUCUUAGGAGUAUCCAAAACAGCCUCUCAGGAUGACAUCAAGAAGGCCUAUAGGAAACUGGCACUAAAAUGGCAUCCUGACAAAAAUCCAGACAAUAAAGAGGAAGCGGAAAAGAAGUUUAAGGAAGUGGCGGAGGCAUAUGAAGUGCUCUCUGACCAGAGUAAACGUGACGCCUAUGACAGAUAUGGAAGUGAUAGAAUGAGACACUCAGGCUCAUACAGCCCAGACUUUCCUUCAGAUUUCCCAGGGUUCAACUUCACAUUCCGCAGCCCAGAUGAGGUUUUCCGAGAGUUUUUUGGAGGCCAGGAUCCUUUCGCCAGCUUCUUUGAUGAAUUCUCAUCAUUUGGCGGUCCGUCUUCCCGCAUGGGGCCCAGUCGGUUCUUUUCGUUCCCUUCAGCAGGAGCUGAAUUUACAUCAUUUUCGUCCAUGGGUGGUUUUCCUGACAUGGGCAGCAUGGGCGGAGGCAAUUUCAAGUCUGUGUCUACGUCCACUCGCAUCAUAAACGGCAAACGCACUACCACCAAGAAGAUUAAAGAGAACGGACAGGAAAGAACAGAGAUCGAGGAAGAUGGCGUCUUGAAGACUGUGCUCAUUAACGGUGUGGAGGAUGACAUGGCCCUUGCACUGGAGCUGAGCAAACGAGAGGGCCUGCCUCAUCAAACAUCGUCAAAUCCUUCAAUCCAAAACAGAUCACCCGUCGACGCUGGAAGAACCCGGUCCGGUUCACAUUCUGCAGGCACGCACCGUUCAUUUAGCGCCACCCCCUUCUACCACUACGGAGGCAUUGACGCCGGCGAGCAAGAUGAGGACGAUGAAGAUCUGCAGAUGGCACUGGCGUGUAGCUUGUCAGAAAUGGAAGCCCAGCAGAGAACAGCUGCUCCCGACUUCAUAUCAGACUCAGACUUUGAGGCCUUCACCAGCUAACCUGAUCGGCUCGCGCUGCAAACAUGCUCCCCAUCUUUCGGCCCAUGAUCUGUCUCUCUGCUCACCAUGGUUUGUACUGGUUACAAAAGUCUGCUUUAUACUGUACAGUAUGGAUGUCUGUGAAUGAAGGGGGAACGACUGGAAUUUGCUUGGAUCAUCUCUGAAUCGAACGAUUCGUGCUGUGUUGUAACGAAUUUUGUGAAGAGAAAAAAACAUCUACAGGCUACGAGAAAAUGUAUCUCAACAAUUAUAAGUUAAUACCAAAAUUAUUUUAACAUAUAAGAUUAUCUUCA